Messenger RNA from Lindgomyces ingoldianus, 525 nucleotides. RefSeq lists its product as uncharacterized. NCBI's taxonomy places the organism in Eukaryota, Fungi, Ascomycota, Dothideomycetes, Pleosporales, Lindgomycetaceae. Bases 1 to 525 code for a protein of 174 amino acids. The transcript has 2 exons. The record is from RefSeq and is a predicted model, not a curated record.
AUGCUUGGUUGGGUGGAUUCGACCAAAGUGGAAGCCAAAGUUUUGGGCAGCAAGUGCAGCCGGCGGUCGACCACGACCCUCUGGUAUGAUGGAACCAAGGCGGCAACCAAGGUGGUGCCCAAGAACAGUGUUCCCCAGGGAGAUCCAUUCACACUAGAACCCCCCAAAAUUGCGCUUCAGGGUAACCCGCUCGCAGGCAGGGGCCAUCUCGACUUUGCGGUCCCUCAACAACCUAACCCGAACCCCGCGCACGCCCCGACAGGAGUUGCCAGCACGUACAACCCCGCCUUUACUGCCUCCUCUUUCAGCGCUAGUGGCAAGGAGGAAUUGAGCUUCCAAGACAACAGUCCAAAGAAUGUCGGUCUAAAAAGUGUCGGCUCACGACUUCCAAUGGAGGCACAAUGCUGGAAGACAACCCGCGUUGCCGGUAUCUCGUCGAGCAGCCCCUUCGUAAAGAGUUCGAGGCUCGAUUGCGAAAAAGCGGCAAUAGCUGGCUGCUGCCAGGAGCUUCUCUCGGACCAGUAG